AUGGACAAGAAACGUAAGGAACUGUGUGAUGAUGCAGUUGAACCACCGAACGAAAUCGAAAAUAUUGAUAUUAACUCUUCGUUGCAUUCUGCACAUUCCGACGAAAUAAAACCGAAGCGUGUUACAUUCGAGGCUGAUGUCUUAAAAACAGAUCUGGAAACGAAGUAUCUCUGCUUGUUUCCCGAAGAAUUCUUUCUUUUCUGGAAGCAUGUCCAGAAAUUGACGGGAAAAGAUGGCGAUCCAUGUGGUGUUUAUGGGAAUUUAAAAUGUUUACGACUUUGUGGAGUAUUUGAUUAUCUUGCCGGACAUUUCAAAGAUGCAGAUACGGAAAAAUAUUUGUUGCACGACAGGUUUGCUACCGACUUGCCAGAAAUGCAAACACUGGCGGUGUAUGAUAAUGGUCGAUAUGUCUAUUGGAGAGAUGAACCUAAUACUGAAAAACCUUUAAUUGUUCAUGUGGACAAUGCCGAACAUUAUCCAAAGUGCGUUAUCGUUGGUGCUGUUGAUCCUUUCUACAUGAUUGCACAUCUGGUCGGGAAAACUUUGCGAGUUGAAUACCGAAACUUUUUUUCGAAGGAUUGGAUUGAAGGCUAUAAAAUGCUCACUGCCAAUGUGAAAAAAAUUGCUAAAUCACGCAACAGCGAAACUGUUGGUCUUCCAUUUCAUGGUAUGGGAAUAUAUGUUAAGAUCGUUAAUGAUGUUGGAUAUAGACCAUUAAAGGAAAAAACAGGAGAACUGAAAAACAUAAUAAAUUUAGUGGCUACUACAGAUAAUGAAGAUAUAAAGCAAAAGAAAAUGGAAAAAAUAACGGAAAUCGUGAGCUGCAUUCAGUUUGCAAAUGACGAGAAGGAUUUCGGGAUGGGUUUAGAAUUCGGACAUGAUAUAUUUUGGUCUAAUCAUAAUUUCUUUGAUAAAAUGGCGGAAAAACUUUUGAUAACGGCUUACAAAUUGCUGGAUCGUCAAGCAUUUGCUCGUAUCCUAGAGGUGCAUAUGCCUGUUCGUCGAAACAUUCCUGAUUUGUAA
This is a messenger RNA of Brugia pahangi, 1023 nucleotides long. The record is from the annotation of a GenBank genome assembly. Lineage: Eukaryota; Metazoa; Nematoda; Chromadorea; Rhabditida; Onchocercidae.